This is a messenger RNA of Histoplasma capsulatum G186AR, 4328 nucleotides long. RefSeq names its product ATP-dependent helicase NAM7. The transcript has 2 exons. The record is from RefSeq and is a predicted model, not a curated record. Gene Ontology annotation, biological process: nuclear-transcribed mRNA catabolic process, nonsense-mediated decay. NCBI's taxonomy places the organism in Eukaryota, Fungi, Ascomycota, Eurotiomycetes, Onygenales, Ajellomycetaceae. The coding region runs from base 1 to 3216 and encodes 1071 amino acids. Gene Ontology annotation, molecular function: zinc ion binding; ATP hydrolysis activity; ATP binding. Gene Ontology annotation, cellular component: cytoplasm.
AUGGAGGCCUUUAAUUAUAUGGGGAAUCAUCUGGUUUCAGACUCUGCUUCUACGAUCAAUGCUGGAGAUGACAUGUCAACCGUCGACGGAGAUGAAAGUAUCUUAAAUAUGGCUACUGGGCCUCGGAGGCGACGACAUGAUGAUGAAGAGGAGAUAUCAGAUAGUUUUGAGGAUGAUGAUUUGGAAAGCAUGGCUAGCGUCCCUGUGGAUAGAGCCAGCAAGGCCACCACUUCCAAACCCGAGGAAGACAAGGAACUACCAAUUCAUUCUUGCGCCGCGCGUGGCAACACGUCUUCCUCUCAUAUCGUCAAUCACCUAGUUAGAGCAAGGCAUAAAGAAGUCCAACUACACCCCGAAUCAUCACUUGGUGACACGAUUCUCGAAUGCUACAACUGCGGGACCAAAAAUGUUUUCCUUCUGGGCUUUAUUCCUGCUAAAUCAGACACUGUUGUGGUACUGCUUUGUCGACAACCUUGUGCUGCGAUGCCAUCUUCGAAAGACAUGAAUUGGGAUACUUCGCGCUGGCAACCUCUUAUUGAAGACCGCUCUUUUUUGCCUUGGCUCGUGAGUUCUCCCUCUGACCAAGAGCAGCUUCGCGCUCGACAUCUAAGUCCUCAAAUGAUUGCGAAGCUAGAGGAGAUGUGGAAAGACAAUGCCGCAGCUACCGUUGAAGAUCUGGAAAAAGCAACUGGCGUUGAUGACGAACCUGCGCCAGUUCUCCUUCGGUAUGACGACGCAUACCAAUAUCAGAAUGUUUUUGGUCCUCUCGUCAAGAUCGAAGCCGACUAUGAUCGCAAAUUGAAAGAGGCCCAAUCUCAAGAUGGUCUGGUUGUACGCUGGGACCUAGGACUGAACAACAAGCAUCUUGCGAGCUUUGUUCUCCCAAAGCUAGAACUUGGCGAUGUGAAGCUAGCAGUUGGCGAUGAAAUGCGGCUUAAAUAUACUGGAGAGCUGCGGCCUAAAUGGGACGGCGUGGGAUACGUCAUUAAAAUCCCGAACAACCAGUCUGACGAGGUUACUAUUGAAUUGCGAACCAAGGGCGACCAUAAAUCUGUCCCCACCGACUGCACACAUAAUUUCACAGCUGACUAUGUUUGGAAAGCGACGUCCUUUGACCGUAUGCAGCUAGCCAUGAAAACAUUUGCUGUUGAUGAGAUGAGUGUUUCGGGCUACAUUUUCCAUCGGCUUUUAGGGAAUGAAGUUGCCGCUGGGCCUAUGAGAACUCAAAUGCCUAAAAAGUUCAGCGUACCAGGCCUCCCAGACCUCAACAGCAGUCAAACCAAUGCCGUUAAAAGCGUUCUUCAGAAACCUCUGAGCUUGAUUCAAGGACCUCCUGGUACUGGAAAAACUGUCACUUCUGCUAACAUAAUUUACAACUUAGCAAAAAUAAACGGCGGCCAAGUAUUGGUCUGCGCACCAUCUAAUGUUGCGGUUGACCAACUUUGUGAACGCAUCCACAGAACUGGCUUGAAGACCGUUCGUGUCACUGCCAAGUCUCGAGAAGAUGUGGAGUCUCCUGUGGGCUUUCUUUCUCUUCACGAACAGGUCCAUAACAACGACAGCAAUAUCGAACUUGUCAAACUCAACCAACUGAAGGCUGAGCUGGGUGAGCUUUCCAGCCAAGAUGAGAAGAAGUUCAAACAACUAGUUCGUGCUGCGGAAAAAGAGAUUUUGAGCAAUGCGGAUGUUAUUUGCUGUACUUGCGUUGGAGCUGGCGAUCCUCGCCUCGCAAAGUUCAAAUUCCGAACCGUUCUUAUCGAUGAGUCUACGCAGUCAGCGGAGCCCGAGUGCAUGAUUCCACUCGUCCUAGGAUGUAAGCAAGUUGUCCUUGUUGGCGACCAUCAACAGCUUGGGCCUGUUAUCAUGAACAAGAAGGCGGCCAAGGCUGGACUUAACCAAUCCCUGUUUGAGCGCUUGGUCAUCCUAGGAUGUGCACCUAUUCGGCUUAACGUACAGUAUCGCAUGCAUCCAUGUCUCUCCGAGUUCCCGUCAAACAUGUUCUACGAUGGUUCCCUGCAGAACGGAGUUACCGAAUCAGAACGUCUUCUAAAAGAUGUUGAUUUUCCCUGGCCUGUGGCGCACAAUCCAAUGAUGUUCUGGUCAAAUUUGGGAAAUGAAGAAAUUUCGGCAUCAGGGACGUCAUACCUCAACCGCACAGAAGCUGCCAACGUGGAAAAAAUUGUCACCAGAUUUUUCAAGGCUGGCGUAAAGCCUUCCAGUAUCGGGAUCAUCACGCCUUAUGAAGGACAGCGUAGCUAUGUUGUCAGCUCGAUGCAAGCGACUGGCACCUUCAAAAAGGAGCUUUACAAAGAAAUUGAAGUUGCGUCAGUUGAUGCGUUCCAGGGCCGAGAGAAAGACUACAUCGUGCUCUCCUGUGUCAGAUCUAACGACCAUCAAGGAAUUGGAUUUUUGAGUGACCCACGUCGGCUUAAUGUCGCUCUUACGCGUGCCAAAUAUGGCCUGGUCAUCCUAGGAAACCCGAAAGUUCUGUCGAAGCAUCCUCUGUGGAACUAUCUUCUACUUCAUUUCAAAGAAAAGAACUGCCUAGUGGAAGGUCCUUUGUCAAACUUGCAGGUGUCUCUUGUCCAGUUCAGCCGCCCGAAACAGGCCUAUCGGGGACCACAGCGUUUCCAGGUAGCCUAUAACCACGCAUCCAAUAUGGCCAGUGGCAUGGUCAAUGGCAGGAAUGGCCAUCGCGGUGACUACCACGACACAGGAUCUGUGGCCAGUUACAUCCCAGAUGAUGUCUCCUCAGUUAAUUCGUCUGCUGUUGGAGGCGUUCCUAUUCCAUCUGGAUAUCCUCAUGUAUUCCGGAGCUUUACUGACUCCUGGCCACACCUUCCACGCCACCGUCGCGCUAACGGAUCUAGAGGCAAAGGUGCGUCUAGCGUUACUGGCGAGUCGGUCGCAGCUUCUGAGUCCGACGUCACGGGCAGUAUCGUUGGACAAGGAGGUGUAAGCCUCUCUGGUUUAAGCAUUCAUGAUAUGAAUAAGCAGGCAAGCAUGAGCCAGUCUGAUCGUUUGAAACGCUAUGUCGAAUCCGGCAGUCGUGGAGAGCCAUAUAAACCUGGACCUAGUGAUAACGGCAGCAUAUUUGGAGGAAGUUCGGCAAGCAUUCGUGUUCCUCGUGGCUGCCGUGGUAAUCCAGCUGAUGACGACGAUGCUCGCAGUGUCUCGACAGCCUUUGCAAGUCAAAUCGGUGGAAACUACGACUGAGAGCGUGCGUGCCCAUAAUCCUAUCACUAUCGACUAGGAACUCUACACCUCUUGCAGAAGUGAAUGUGAACUUCGCGAGACACAUCCAAGAUGAAAAUGCUUUGCCCGAUGCCCGACCGACAAGAACUUUCAAUACAUGUUGCUCUCUCCCUCGCCCAUAGUCUAUUUGCACUUGUUCGGAGCAUACCCUUUUGGCUCGUGGCCCGGCUACAGUGGCCCGACCUCACUUUUGGGUCAAACCGAGUUCUUCAUGAAUCUAUGAAGGCUUUAUGCCUUAAAUGCAAGCUACCAAUGUGACGGAACAUGGUACACAACCAUGCAGACACUACUUGUCACUUGUUUCACGUGUCUCUUGGUGGUUUUGAUGAAAGCUGGCGCCAGGAGAAAUGCCAUGCAUGUCAUGUGGUGUGGGUGGAGGUUAAAACUUUCUUAUCCCUUUGUGCGUGUCAGGCGGUGAACUGCAGUUCUGGCAUGCUGCUUCUGUUGGGAGAGGAAAUGCUAUUGUUGUAAGGCAGCAGUGUAUAUUCGUGUCUAGUAAUGCUAGGGGAUACAUUCGCGUGAAGAGUUCGAAAAGUGCUUGCGGCAAAACCUACGACAGAACACUUAUUUCAACUUGAUGAUGUAUGUGGUUGUUGAUGGGGAAAAUUGCGUAUGCGCAAGAUGCGUUUAUCUUACUUUUAUUUUUUUUCUAGUUUUAAAUUGACCAGGCAAUAUAGCUACGUUUGAUUUCCUCCUCGCUGGUGAUCAACUUGAUGCGGGUUACAGUGGCAGCAGUUAAAAAUUUCCCGAACAGGCCAAGAAAUUUUGAACCAUGAUGUUGUUGGCGGGAUAAGAUUGUCUACUAGUAACCGGUGACGCUAAUCUGAGUACCUACCCUAUGUGGGUCACUUGGUAUAGAACAAGUGUAGAGAAUCUCCAACAAAACACCAAGGCCGCGUAACUAUAUUUUCACACAACUUGUACCAAUUUCACACCUGUCCAACAUGUCGUCUAACUAUAUCUUGUUAGAACACUUAGGUAGAGUGUUCGCUCUAGAACAGGUUAGCCAAAUGUUCGACUUGCUGUACAGGAGGCCUUUUGCAAUUGUCCAUAGGGCUGAAAUAAAGUUAUGU